Molecule: messenger RNA, 1003 nt
Organism: Podospora bellae-mahoneyi
Lineage: Eukaryota; Fungi; Ascomycota; Sordariomycetes; Sordariales; Podosporaceae
Exons: 2
Coding region: 1-927 (308 amino acids)
Biological process (GO): carbohydrate metabolic process
Cellular component (GO): extracellular region
Molecular function (GO): cellulose binding
Source: RefSeq, a predicted model, not a curated record
AUGAAGGCCUUCACUCUCGUCUCCCUGGCUGCGUCCGUCAGCGCCCACUCCAUCUUCCAAAAGGUGUCGGUCAACGGCGUCGACCAAGGCCAGCUCAAGGGCGUCCGCGCUCCCUACAGCAACUUCCCCAUUGAAAACGUCAACCACCCCGACUUUGCCUGCAACACCAACAUCCAACUGCGGGAUAACACCGUGAUCAAGGUCCCAGCCGGCGCCAGAGUCGGUGCCUGGUGGGGGCAUGAGAUUGGUGGUGCCGCCGGGCCCAACGACCCGGAUCACCCCAUCGCCGCCUCCCACAAGGGUCCCAUCCAGGUCUACCUCGCCAAGGUCAACAAUGCUGCCAACGCCGGCACGUCCGGCCUCCAGUGGUUCAAGGUCGCCGAGCAAGGCCUCAACAACGGCGUCUGGGCUGUCGACAACAUGAUCUCCAACGGCGGCUGGCACUACUUCGACAUGCCCAGCUGCGUCGCCCCCGGGCACUACCUCAUGCGCGUCGAGCUGCUCGCCCUUCACUCCGCUAGCGUCCGCGGUGCCGCCCAGUUCUACAUGGAGUGCGCCCAGAUCGAGAUUACUGGGUCUGGCACCAACACCGGCUCCAACUUUGUCAGCUUCCCCGGUGCUUACACCGCGGACCACCCCGGCAUCUUGGUCUCCAUCUAUGACCUCCAGGGCCGCCCUACCAACGGUGGCCGUCCUUACACCAUCCCCGGCCCUGCUCCUCUCACCUGCUCCGGUGGCUCCAACCCCAACCCCCAGCCUCAGCCGACUUCUGCUGCUCCUAACCCCCAGCCUACUGGUGGGAACGGUGGUGGUGCCGGUGCUCCUCUUUAUGGCCAGUGCGGUGGUCAGGGGUAUACCGGCCCUACCACCUGUGCUCAGGGUACUUGCGUGGCUUCCAACCAGUGGUACAGCCAGUGCCUCCCAUAAAUGUCUCAAUGGGGCUCGGAAAAGGGCACGAGCAUGAGCGACGUUGGAUUAAUACCAACAAACAUCUUAUUUUCAC